CUUCAACCUUCAGAUCUCACUUUUCACAACACUGCCUCUGCCUCCUCUCACUCUCAAGACUCUCUUGUGUGACUGUAUCUCUCACCUAUGUCACCUUCAACCUUCCCGGCUUCCCCUUUGGCCCUCCCCUACCAAUUGCAAACGAUUGCACCACUGCUGCAUUGCUUCUGCGCCACUGUCACGCCCUUGCUGCACUGCUUUAACGCCACUGCUGCGCCCCUGCUGCAUUGCUUCUGCGCCCUUACUGCACCGCUUCAGUGCCACUGUUGCGCCCUUGUUGCAUCACUUCUGCGCCUCUGCUGUGUCGCUACUGCACCACUUCUACGCCCUUGCUGCGCCACUACUACUCCCCUGCUACAAUGAUAAGAAGUUUAAAUAAUUUAUGAGUUGAUUU
Rubroshorea leprosula is the source of this 394-nucleotide messenger RNA. Lineage: Eukaryota; Viridiplantae; Streptophyta; Magnoliopsida; Malvales; Dipterocarpaceae. The record is from the annotation of a GenBank genome assembly.